Molecule: messenger RNA, 6350 nt
Organism: Carassius gibelio (silver crucian carp)
Lineage: Eukaryota; Metazoa; Chordata; Actinopteri; Cypriniformes; Cyprinidae
Exons: 13
Coding region: 1583-4777 (1064 amino acids)
Source: RefSeq, a predicted model, not a curated record
CUGGAAAGACGGGUUGUUUAGCUGAAUCAAGUCAUAGUUUAUUGUGCUUUUUCUAUUGCAUUUUCGGCAGAGAUCAAUUUUAUUGCGCAAAUAGUGACACUGAUAACGAAGAAUUCCGACUUAUCAGCAUUAUGCCCAGCGAAUGAACGGGAAACUUAAAAGCGACGACUUAAAAGACUGAGAAAACAGCUUUCGAAGAUGUCUAAUUCGAAAGUUCCCCGUGGGUUGAUAAAUGAAGGAAUGACCUGCUAUCUGAAUGUAGUUCUCCAGACACUCUUCAUGACGGACAAAUUUAGAGAUCAUGUGCUGAGAUUGAGAAAUGAAGUCACUGGUCAAACCCCAGAAGAAAAGCUCUUAAAGGCUCUGGCUGAUUUAUUCAGGGGAUUACAGCAUUCACAAUCAGCAGUUUCCACAACAGAGGUCACACACGCUCUCAACAUCAUCAAUGUUCAUGAACAGAAGGAUGCAGCGGAAUAUCUGCAGAUGAUAUUAAACAAAGUUCCUAAGCCGUCAGAGAUUUUCAGAGGAAUCAAGGAGACAUCUUCAGAAUGUUCUCACUGCAAACAUGCCUGUAAAGAGGAGACUGAAUUUUUAUCCAUACCUCUGUCUAUUAAUGAGAAAGGAAAAUGUGAUGUGCAAAAUGCUUUGGAGGAGAAUUUUAAAGCCCAUGUCAUGAGUGGAGAUGAUCAGCUGUACUGUGUUAAAUGUGAAUCAAUGAGAGACAUGGAAACGGCAAGUAUUAUUUGCUUUUAUAACUAAUAUAUAUUGAUAAAAUGACCAAAGGAAUCUGAUUGUUUUAAAAGUGAAAACAAUAUGCAAUCGUCCCAGUUGAAGUUCAUAUUUUAAUUCGAAAUCUAUUAAACAAGUGUUAGGCACUUUAGACGCCAUUUUUUAAACAUUACUUUCAGUUUUCUUUUAAAGAAAUGCCUCUCUGAAUCAGUAUGCAAUGGGAGAAGGAUGAGAUCACAAAAAAAGGUGUAAUGACUUCUGAUCAAAGCAGCUUAUUUUGUAAUUUUGUCUGGCUCAGGUUAUUUGAACUUAAUGUAAAUAGACACACAAUUUUAUAUCAUGUGAUGCUUGAACAUGGUGUUUUUGGGUAGUUUAAAUGAGUUUGUAAAUUGUUAGAUUAGAACAAAAAUCUGUUUAUUAAUGCAUCCAAUCUAUGUGGCAGUAAGAUUCAUAAUAAUGCAAGGCUAUGUAAUUUGUGCUUUUGAAAGAAUGACUAUCUUUAUUUUCCUAUCAGAGAAAUCACAUUAAAAAGUGGCCAGAUAUUUUGACUCUGCAGCUGAAGAGAUUUGAGAUCAAGUACAAACGAAAUGUGAUUGACUAUCAGAAAAAUGAAUGCAGAGUUGAGAUUCCUUCAAAUAUUCAGUUCAAACAGGGAUCAAAGGAUGGAUUUUCCCCAGAGUAUGAGCUGUAUGCCAUCAUUAAGCAUUGUGGCUCAUUCUUUGUUGGUCAUUACUUCACACACAUUAAAGAUCUGAGUGGAAACUGGUAUUGUUUUAAUGAUAACACAGUCAGACAGAUUCCUAAUACAGACAAUCAAGGGAUCAGAUACGGCUCUGAAUCUGCAUAUCUGUUAAUGUACAUAAAAGUAUCAGAAAUCUUCAAACUGAGACUGAAGAAGGAGUUUCAAAAACUGAACGAUGUCUUCAUUGGACCUCACAUCACAGAGAAACCUGAUCUUCACAUCAGUGAUAUAAGAGAGUUUGAAGGCCAGAAUAUCAGGACCGUUUUGAUGAAGGGAGAUGCUGGAACUGGAAAAACUGUGACUGUGCAGAAGUUCAUCCUGGACUGGGCUGAAGAGAAAUCAAGCACUCAUAUUGAUUAUAUAUUCCCAAUACCUUUUCAGAAGCUGAACAUUAUCAGAGAGAAACUGAAGGAGUGUAGCUUCAUGGAGCUUCUGCAGCAAUGCUGUGAAAACACUGAAUAUCUGAAACUUCAUUACUCUGACAGGAUCAUGCUGAUCUUUGAUGGACUCAAUGAAUUUAAUGAUCCUCUGGAUUUCCAGAACAGAAAGAUUAUUACUGAUAUACACAAGCGAGCCUCAGUCUCUGAUCUACUAUCAAACCUGAUCAUGGGAAAUCUUCUUCCAGACGCUCAGAUCUGGAUCACCAGCAGACCUGCAGCAGCCAAUCCGAUUCCUGAUCGAUUUAUUGAUCGUGUGACAGAGAUCCAGGGCUUUGAUGAUCAACAGAAGCAGGAAUAUUUCAGAAGGAGCAGCAGUGAUCAGAGAAUGAGUGAUAAAGUCAUCAGACACAUCCAGAAAUCACCUCGCAUCAGCAGCAUGUGUUAUUCACCAGAUUACUGCAGAAUCAUCUCAGAGAUCCCAGAGAAGAUGUUCAGUACAGAUCCAGAUGAUUUCCCCAAGACUCUCACUCAGAUGUACAGCAGACUCCUGUUAGCUCAGACUGAACGGAUUCCACAGAGAAGAGAGAUCAUCAUAGCUCUGGGGAGAAUAGCGUUUCAUCUGCUGGUGAACAGAAACUCUCUCUUCUCUCAUGAAGAUUUGAAGAAAUGUGAGAUUAGAGAUGAGAGUGAUCUGAUACACUCAUCAAUCAUAAAGAAGAUUGAAGACAAAAGAAAGAGUACAUCCUUCUGUUUUGUGAAUCACAGAACACAGGAGUUUCUGGCAGCUUUAUAUGUGACUGAAGUCAUUAAUGUGAAUAAUCCACGCCAGCUCAGAGAUCUGUCCAGUCUGAAGCUUGACUAUGGAGAGAUGUGCUUCACAGAAUACUGCUUACUCCAGAACGUGAUGGACAACACUUUAGAAAGGCAGAUGGAUCUCUUCUUCUGCUUUCUGCUGGGUUUGACCCUGGAGUCCAGUCAGAGAGCUUUAAAAGACCUCCUGACAAAGAGAAGAAGAAGCUCUUCAUCCAGUCAACUCACAGUUCAACACAUCAAAACACUGAUCAUGAAGACUUCUCCAGAAAAUACAGACAAACACAGUCUCCUGUUUGAUGCUUUGAAAGAGCUGGAUGAACGAUAUUUAAUCCAGGAAAUAAAAACACAUCUGAAAUCUGGACUCGAACUCUCUCCUGCUCAGAUUUCAUCACUGUUGAUCUCAGAAGAACAGCAGAUUCAGUCACACCGAUCAGAGAAUCUGAGGAGAGCCAAGGGGACUCCAGGAUUGAGUGAUGCAUGCAUCCCUGGCCGAAAUGAACAUGCACAAUCAGAGAGUCCUGAACAAGAUGACACCCGCACCAAGCCAUCCAUGAUUAACCCAGAGAGCCAUACACAGAAUCCCUCCUCAGUAUUGGAAAUGUUCAAAAAGAGACUGAAGGAUGAGUUUCAGUAUCUGAAUAAAAAGCCAGACGAAGGACAAAAACCGAAUGAUGUCUUUAUUGAGCCACACAUCACAGAGAAACCUGAUUUCCACAUCAGUGAUAAGAGACAGAUCACAUGUAAAAACAUGUUCAAUAUCAGGACCGUUUUGAUGAAGGGAGAUGCUGGAACUGGAAAAAGUGUGACUGUGCAGAAGUUCAUCCUGGACUGGACUGAAGAGAAAUCAAACAGUGAUAUCAAAUAUAUAUUCCCAAUACCUUUUCAGAAGCUGAACAUUAUUAGAGAGACGGUGAAGAAGUGUAGCUUCAUGGAGCUUCUGCAGCAAUGCUGUGAAAACACUGAAUAUCUGAAACUUCAUUACUCUGACAGGAUCAUGCUGAUCUUUGAUGGACUCAAUGAAUUUAAUGAUCCUCUGGAUUUCCAGAACAGAAAGAUUAUUACUGAUAUACACAAGCGAGCCUCAGUCUCUGAUCUACUAUCAAACCUGAUCAUGGGAAAUCUUCUUCCAGACGCUCAGAUCUGGAUCACCAGCAGACCUGCAGCAGCCAAUCCGAUUCCUGAUCGAUUUAUUGAUCGUGUGACAGAGAUCCAGGGCUUUGAUGAUCAACAGAAGCAGGAAUAUUUCAGAAGGAGCAUCAGAGACCAGAGAAUGAGUGAUAAAGUCAUCAGACACAUCCAGAAAUCACCUCGCAUCAGCAGCAUGUGUUAUUCACCAGAUUACUGCAGAAUCAUCUCAGAGAUCCCAGAGAAGAUGUUCAGUACAGAUCCAGAUGAUUUCCCCAAGACUCUCACUCAGAUGUACAGCAGACUCCUGUUAGCUCAGACUGAACGGAUUCCACAGAGAAGAGAGAUCAUCAUAGCUCUGGGGAGAAUAGCGUUUCAUCUGCUGGUGAACAGAAACUCUCUCUUCUCUCAUGAAGAUUUGAAGAAAUGUGAGAUUAGAGAUGAGAGUGAUCUGAUACGCUCAUCAAUCAUAAAGAAGAUUGAAGACAAAAGCAAGAGUAAAUCCUUCUGUUUUGUGAAUCACAGAACACAGGAGUUUCUGGCAGCUUUAUAUGUGACUGAAGUCAUUAAUGUGAAUAAUCCACUCCAGCUCAGAGAUCUCUCCAGUCUAAAACCUGAGCUCGGAGAGUCCAAAUUCACAUACGAUUUCAGUCUCCAGGAUGUGAUGGAAAGUGCUUUAGAAAGACAGAUGGACCUCUUCUUCUGCUUUUUACUGGGUUUGACCCUGGAGUCCAGUCAGAGAGCUUUAAAAGACCUCCUGACACAGAGAAGAAGAAGCUCUUCAUCCAGUCAACUCACAGUUCAACACAUCAAAACACUGAUCAUGAAGACUUCUCCAGAAAAUACAGACAAAAAACAGCAUCUCCUGUUUGAUGCUUUGAAAGAGCUGGAUGAACGAUAUUUAAUCCAGGAAAUAAAAACACAGCUGAAGUCUGGACCCAGACUCUCUCCUGCUCAGAUUUCAGCUUUGAGUCCCGUACGUCGCUAACUCAGUUAGCUGGAUUUGAUUGUUGAUGAUUUGGCCUGAUCUUGGAUUGCUUGGUUCUUAGAAGCUCAUCCCGGAGCUGCUGUCAUAGCAACAAGUUCAUAAGAUUAAACCUGUUCUGGAGAAGCUUAUUUUUUGAAAACAGGAUUAGAUUGCAUAUUUUUUUUUAAGCAGAACUACAGUAAUAGUUAAAAUAUGUCUGCUAUCACUGUUAUUUUAUUACAAGAGCAUCCUACUGAUACAGCGACAAUAAUUAAAAAUAAUAAUAAUCAUUUAAUAAUUAAUUCAAAUAUAAUAUAUUAAUAUUGUGUAGUCUAUAAUACUAUAGACACAGACAGUUUUACUUGCUUGAAGAUUUAUUCAUCAUAAAAUAAUUACUUCAUAAUUGUAUUAGAGUCUUACACACAGAUAAAAUAGAGUUGUGUGUUAAUUUGAGUGAUGACAGAUAUUUUGGGAGUGGCUUGAUGGAGGCAGGACAUGCAGAAAACAUGAUCUUGACCCUUAAGAGACUUUAAUUCUGUCACGUUACAAAGCUGCUUCACAUAUUAAAUUAAAUACUACAUUGAAAUAAAAAUGUAAAGCCUCUACAAAUAUAAGAAAUCGUGAAUAUGAAUAAUUGGGAAUCAUGUAAAAAAACUUCAUCAAAUAAAACCUGCAAAUUUCAUUUAUCUUUUAUAACAUUUUUGUAGGUUUGUUCACUUGGCUAAAAAAUGGUUUAGGAAAUAUUACAAUAAUUCUGAUUAUAAAUAAUUAGCUGCUUUAUAAGCAAGAAGACUGAAACCCUGCUUGGAAGAAGUUAUGUCAUUCACACAAUCUAGCUUCAUGAAGGGUCGACACAAAUCAAAUAAUAUUCAUCUUGUUUUAGAUAUUUGAGAUUAAUCUGAGCUGAUUAAUGAUGACACUCUUAUUCUGUUUUUAGAUUUCUAUAAGGUGUUUGAUAAAGUAGAGCAUGCCUUCCUAAAUUUGUGAAAACUACAGAUCCUGAAUAAAGACAGCACUAGUAAUGUGUCUUUGUCUUCUGGAACUUCACCAUGUUUUAUCAUUGGGAGAGGAAUUAGGCACGGUUGUCUUAUUUCUCCCUUUUUGUUUUUGUUAGUUGCAGAGCUUCUUAAUCUUUAUACAGUAAAUUGUUUGAAUAUUGAGGGCAUCCAGAUUGCAGACCGCACUAUUUUGAUUAGUCAGCUAACUUGCAGACAAUACAGGCCAAAUGCAGGUCCUUAUUAUAUUAGAAGCUUUAAACUGUUUUUGCGCCUCUUUCCUUUCUGUUAACCAGACUAAAUCUGAGAUUAUGACAAUUCAUCAGUCUGAUAUAUCAGAUCUAUUUAAGGUCAAAUAAAACAGUCAGAAAUCUUGGUAUUACAAUUAAUAACUUUUUCCUCUGAAAUAAUUUAAUCAAAUUAUUCUAAAUGUUUACUUAAAGAAAAAGCAGUUUUUAAUAUCUGAUCUCAGCAGAAUCUGACUCUUCAUGGCUGUGUUCUUCUCUCCGAGGAUGAUGGGGAUCUCGAGGCUGUUAUAUAUCCUGCUGUAUGUGAAAAUAAAAACUAUUAUUGGAACUUUUUUUUUAUGUCCUUCAUUG